Messenger RNA from Paramecium octaurelia, 984 nucleotides. The record is from the annotation of a GenBank genome assembly. NCBI's taxonomy places the organism in Eukaryota, Ciliophora, Oligohymenophorea, Peniculida, Parameciidae.
AUGUAAGUAACUGCAGAAAAAAUUUGCUCUUUUUCAAAUCCUCUUUCCUCACCACAUGAAGUCAAUGGAUCCAUCUAUAUGGUAUCUGAGAAUGGAGACAUUUUAAUAAUGAAUAACGAACUUAAAAUUGACACUAGAAUGGGAGGAUAACCAUCAUCAAUUACAAUAGAACGAGAUCAUACAGUAAUCUAUAUUGCUGACAUGGCACAUCAAGCAAUUACAUACAAGCAAUUAAAUUAAUUAUCAUCAACUAAUCAGCUUUAAGAAGGAGUCAAGGAUUUCGUCACUGAAUAUGAUGGAAUGCCAUUCUUGGGUCCCAAUUAAGUUAUCAUCUCGUAUGUCACUCUAAGUAAUCGAGAAUAUGAUUUAAAUCCUAGACGCAGUAUUUUUUACAGAUUCAGGUCCUUUUGGAGAAACUAGUGUUGAAAACCCAAUUGGCUCAGUCUUCAUGGUUGAUGUAGACGGUCCAGAAAUCAAGCCAACUGCCUUAGCAUACAGAUGUUUAGCCCAUCCAAGCGGGUUGGCUUUGAGUCACGAUGAGAAGAACCUAUUUGUAAGUGAGACAUGUGAGAAUCGUAUAAUAAGGUUUGUGCUUACGAAUUCUGGGAUCUACGCAUUUAGGUAUGAUAUAUAUGGUAUUAUAAAAGCGUGUAUCAUCAAUUUUCAGGCAGAUUUGGACCCACAGCCCUUGUAAUUUCUUAAUCGGAUUUCCUUUAUGUUGCUCGUUUUGAAUUUUCAGUGGGUAAUGAACACGAUGUGGGGUUGAUAUCUGUUUUAAAUCCCUAAGGCUAACUUUUAGAGAAUAUUCUAAUUCCAGGAAGUCCAGAAAUAACAGGGAUGUGUUUUUCCGUCAUAAAACCAACAAAUCUAUAUUUGACUGACAAUUCAAAUGGAUCCAAUCGCUUAAUUAAAUGUGUCAUUCCUUUGGAGGAUAAGGACGAAGAAAAGAAGAAGAAGGACAAGGACUCUUAUAAAGUUAAAUGA